Morchella importuna is the source of this 2691-nucleotide messenger RNA. RefSeq lists its product as uncharacterized. The transcript has 4 exons. The record is from RefSeq and is a predicted model, not a curated record. Gene Ontology annotation, biological process: lipid metabolic process. Lineage: Eukaryota; Fungi; Ascomycota; Pezizomycetes; Pezizales; Morchellaceae. Bases 1 to 2691 code for a protein of 896 amino acids.
AUGUUAUCUACAAAUUUACGUUCGGCGGCGCUUCUAUGCCUUCCACUUGUGGCCCUAGCAUCCCCGCUCCCGAGCUCUCAGCAAAUCCCAUUGGAUGCUCAAAGUAAACUCGAGAAAGCUGGCCCGCUCAGCUAUCAGUCUACCGGCCGUUUUCCAACCCGCAUUCCAGGAAUCUCCAAGUCUCUCUUCGAUGAGUUCAAUGACCUUGCCAAGAUUUCUGAUAUAGCCAACUGUGUCGAGUCCCCCGAGGGGAUCGAGUAUCCUUUCAAGUGUAACUCAUUCUGCAAGGAGUUUCAGGGACUCGAAUUGGUGAUGCAGUGGAACACCAACGACGACGGCCUCGCCGAGCUUGGUGAGGAUACACACGGGUACAUUGCAGCUGAUCACGAUGGAAAGAAGAUCUUUGUUACGAUGGCGGGUAGCCGCAGCACCAGCUUGACCACGGAGACCGUGGAUUAUGACCAUGCCUGUCCUGGGUGCAAGGUCCAUGAAGGCUUCCAUAAAGGAUGGGAGGCUCUGAAGGGACCCAUCAAGCAGGUGGUGAAACAGUAUUUUGAAGCUAGAGAUCUUUUCCAGACGGUUGUUAUUGUUGGAAGCCAGGGGGGAGGUGCUGUAGCGACUCUGGCUGCUGCAGACUUCGUUUCCAUGGGAUGGAACACCGAACUUACUACGUUUGGGCAGCCAAUGGUUGGGAAUGAUCGAUAUGCGCAAUUUCUUGCCGGGAAAUUUACCCCUUCGACUUAUCGACGGGUGACCCAUAUUUCAGACCCAACUCCCAACUACCCUCUUACUGAGGAUAAGGUUGGCUUCUCUCAUUACGAGCCAUCCUUCUUCAUCUCGAAGCCUUUUGCUCCUUAUGUACCCUCCGACAUCCUUCCGUGCACCAACAUCUCAGAUCCCCAAUGUGUCGUUCCCCUCCCUCUCGCUCCCACCACGGCCCUGGUCCCCGCAGACUACUUCCAUCACUCGGACACCUGUGUAGCCGGCGAACUAACCUCCCUGUUUUCUUUGUUCACAAUCGAUAUCCUCGACUUUGGGCUCAUCAGCGACCUGCUGUUCAAGGACAAAAGAUCCAUCCUUGAUACCGGUCUCAACCCUAACCAGGACAUCUUCGUUGAUCUACCAGGACCUGUCGCCGACCACGAAAACUUCGUUGAUUUACCAGGAGUUGGGGCCGAGCAGGGCAUCUUCGUUGAGCUACCGGGGUUUGGGGCCGGCCACCGCCUCAGCAAACGCAAGAUUACCGGGUCUGGCGACGAUAAGGCGACCCCGGAUGCCGACACCGAGACCGUUGUCGCCGACUCAAAGUUCAAAAAGACCUUUGCAAUGGUCGAGAAGCCAAAGCCUGUUCCCGAGAGCGAAAGGGAGCCCGUCUAUGUCCCCGAGUACGAGGACAAGGAGAUUUACUCUGCCAUGACAGGUUUCUCAAAGGCCCAGUCAAUGUGGAUCAAGCCCCAACCUACCCCAGAGCACGCAGCAGCGGAGAAGAAUAAGCGCAGUAAACUCUCUGAUGACAAUGCGGAGUUUGAGUCCCCUGCGCUCAAGAACGCUAUUGAGAUGUUGGAUAAGCCUGCACCGGUCCCGACUGAGUAUGAGGAUAAGGAGAUCUACGAUACUAUGGAUGGUUUUGAUAAGGCCCAGAAGAUGUGGAUUAAGAAGCCACAGGGUGUUGCGAGUAAGCAGAAGAUCUCUGAUGAGUUCUUUGAGGACCAGAUGCUCCCUGAGUCAAAAGAGAUUGAGAAGAGAGAUAUUAUAUCUAUCAGCCCUGUGACAAUCUUGCAAGGCUGGACUGGAAUGAGCCAGGGGACCAUGCUCAAGAACAUCGACCUCGACCAUAGAAACAUGCAGCAGACCACCCUCGAGAAACGUCACAGCACCCAUAGCACUCACAGCGCUAUAAUAGGCGAGCCUGUGAACAUCACCGAAGCCGCCAUCGAGAAGCGCGGCUUCGACCGCGCUCUCCGCUUCUUCAAUGCCCCCAAGGACGUCCUUGGGGCCCAGCUCGCUGCAAAUCAGGAGAGCGCUGCCUACAACGCCCAACAGCGCGCUCUGGCUGGCGGCAGGACCGACAGCGAAUCCGGAGAGAACAUCGACCCGGAUGAAGACUACUUCCACAAGGGCGGGUCCGUCCUACUCCUUAAUGGACGCCCCCUCGAAGUCGACGGCCACCCAGUCCUUUUUGAGCCCAAAGAAAAGGAGGUACACCCCACACCCGCACCCGCACCUGCACCUGCACCUGCACCGGCCCAGAAGCGCUCCGUAAUCCCCGCACAAAAAGGUGCGCGCGGCCCCGGCCUCGGCAUCAAGAAGGGUGGUCUCCGCCGCGGUGACAAAGACUGCGAAAAGGUAACCAAGCUUCAGAGCGCGCCAGGCGACACCCGCUCCGUCUCUGAAGUCGGCGGGCUCGCAAACGCGUUCCCGGCUUCAUUCGGAGAAGAGGUUGUUAAUGUCCAGAAGGGCCGCAACGUCGUCUUAAUGAACGGCCAGCCCAUGCCUGCCAAUUUCGCACAGAAGUCGGUUUAUGGCGAUGACCUGCCCGGUGCUGCCGACGUCCCUGAGGAAGAUAAUGAUGAAAAGUCGUUUUCCCGCGAGCAGAUGCAGAAGGAUCUUCCGAGCUUGAAGGAUAUGUGGACCAAGCACGAGAAUUCCGGUGCUCCCGUCACUACCAUCGAGGUGGAAAGCCAGGAGUAA